GAAAAAGAGUUGUGGAUACUGUACGCCGUCGUUUUAGGGGCCCCAUCCCCUGCCUGGUUCAACCUGAUAUUGUUCCUAUAAUUCCACUUGUACCCUCGAAUCCAUCUUCUCUUCUCCUCUUUCUCCAACACCUGCAUGAGAGAACACGCCAUCCUGGAAGAACAGCCGGUUUCUCUCUGUAUCUUCCAACCAAAACAUCUCCUUUCGCCACGAAUAUACUUUUUCAUCAAUUGAAUAUACCGACGAAAUAUCGCAGUACGGGAAAAUGGUAUCCGACGCUGACCUCGUGACCCGGCUCCGAGAAAUCCUCCGGAGCUCGGACCUUGACACGGCGACUCCGGGCAGUGUACGGAGGCAACUGGAGAAAGAUUUCAUGGUUGACUUAUCGGACCGUAAAGCUUUUAUUAGUGAGCAAAUCGACAUUUUCCUCCAAACACAACAGCAAGAAACACAGAGUGAAGGAGAAGAUGAUAGAGAGGUGGAAGGAGAAGGGAAUGUGAAAAGAGAAUCAGAGGAAGAAAACGACGCCGUAGGGGAAGAGCAAGAAGAAGAAGAGGAAGAGAGUGAGGACAAUGAUGAUGAACAAACGGGAGGGGCAAAAAAAGUGAAGAAAGAAGUCAAGAGAAGAGGUGGAUUUAACAAACUAUGUAGUCUCUCACCACAGCUUCAAAAAUUCGUCGGAACGCCUCAAUUGCCUAGAACAGAGGUUGUGAAGAAGGUUUGGGCCUACAUCAGGGAGAACAAUUUGCAGGAUCCAAAGAAUAAACGAAAUAUAAUAUGUGAUGAAUCUCUGCAUGCCCUUUUUCGUGUAAAGUCCAUUAAUAUGUUUCAGAUGAACAAGGCCCUGUCAAAGCAUAUUUGGCCAUUAAGCGAGGGAGAUGGGCCCUCAGAGGAGACUGACAAUGCAAAUGAAGAAGAGGAAGAAAGAGAAGAGGAUAAGGAAGGGAGUGAAGAAACAGAGGAAGAGGAAGCGAGCAGUGUACAAGGAAGAAAGAAAGAAGGGCCAGGAAAGGCUGAUAAAGAUGUCAAGAAAAGAGGAGGUGGUUUUACUAAAUUAUGCAGCCUUUCUCCACAACUUCAAAAUUUUCUUGGAGUGCCAGAAUUGGCAAGAACAGAGGUUGUCAAGAGGCUUUGGAGCUAUAUUCGGGAGAAGAAUUUGCAAGAUCCAAAGAACAAACGGAAGAUCAUAUGUGAUGAAUCACUGCAAGCGCUCUUUCAUGUUAAUUCUAUUGAUAUGUUUCAAAUGAAUAAAGCCCUCUCCAAGCACAUAUGGCCCCUAGAUGAGAAAGAUGGAGGCCCAGAUGACUCAGCAGAAAGGAGGAAAAAACAGCCUAAACAGCAGAGGGAAGAAGAUGCUGAUGAGCCAAAGCAAAAAUUAAAAAAACAGAAGAAAGCAGAAGAAAGGGGAAAAGAACAGAAGAAAGGAGCUACUGGUCUUCUUGCUCCCCUUCCACUUUCGGAUGCUCUAGUGAAGUUCAUUGGUACUGGUGAAAAUGCAUUAUCUCGAGGUGAUGUUAUAAAGAGAAUGUGGGACUACAUUAAACAGAAUGAUCUACAGGAUCCAUCAGAUAAGAGGAGAAUCAUAUGUGAUGAUAAGCUGAAAGAACUCUUUGAGGUUGAUUCCUUCCAUGGCUUCUCAGUGUCAAAGCUUCUGACUGCCCAUUUCAUCAAGAAUGAACAGUAAGUAUUGAUGUGAUUAGUAACAGCCCCCACAUGAGAAGACAAAACUUUUGAAUUGAUUAGUAAAAUCCACAGCGCGAGCGCUCUAUAAACUAUCAACGAAAGCAGGG
Messenger RNA from Carica papaya (papaya), 1790 nucleotides. RefSeq names its product SWIB complex BAF60b domain-containing protein. The record is from RefSeq and is a predicted model, not a curated record. NCBI's taxonomy places the organism in Eukaryota, Viridiplantae, Streptophyta, Magnoliopsida, Brassicales, Caricaceae.